ACUUCAAACUCUAAAGCGUUACUAGAAAUGGAAAUGGCGGAGAAGGAAAUAUCGGCAUAAAAUUUAGACCUGCAAAUUUUUAAAUUGGUUUGGCCUAAGCUUUAAUUUGAGGUAGUUUUACUUCGACAAGUUAAUUACCACCGUUAUUUAAUUUUACAUAUGUAUAUGUCUCGGAUUUAUUUGCUGAAACUAAUGUAAACAGUAAAAUUGCAUGCAUGUAUUUACAUAUCUACAUAUAAUAUUCGUAUUUAAAUUAGGUACACAGGUUUUUUACCAAAUAAGUAAUGCUAACGUACUUUUGUAUACGUGUUUGUCUAUAUACACACAUACUUGCAUAUGUUCCAGGCCAUUAGAACAGAUAUUAUUAUAUUACAAAUAUCGAGAUACAUAUAUAUAUACAUACCUAAAUGUGGGUUGCAUGAAAUACUUGACCCAAUUCUAUAAAUUGAGCCCCUUGAGAAACUGACUAAAAGAAAGGGACUUGAUUGUUGAUUUAGAGCAAUUUGACUAAUAGGUAAAAUGAUACAAGUACACCCCCUACCAGCUACACCCACAUAUUCCACUUUUCCUCUGUGUACACGUAACCCACAUACGAAUUGGAAGAAACUUUCAAUUACGUGAUGAAUUAUUUGUAAUGUACGUCUAACCAUAAUGGAUCUAAGAAUAAGUUUGUACAUACACUCCAGUAGUCAACAAGACCAAUUUAUGUAGAACCUCAAUGGAUAAAUAGCUUAAUAAAUAUAUACAUGUACACCUUGUUAAUGAUAUUUGUCAGCAAUUUGUUAAUGGAUUCAAAUUGAUAUGGGCAAACAUGCAAGUAAUACAUAUGUACAUAAAAAGAAUUUAUGAGUAGACUGUACUUUCCGUACAGAAAUAUCAUGCAUCUUGAUAGUUUCGAAUACACUUUCCGUUCGUACAGGUCGUUCAUAAUACUCAAGCAAUUGAGUAGAUUAUAUGUAAUCUUACGGAUUAAAUUAGUAAAAUUAUCAGUGGCAUAAUAAUGGAUCUAGAAUCUCAAAAAAUCACUACAGGCCAAGUUCAAACCCCUACAAAACAAUCUUUCCACACAAAUGGAGCACUCUACCCUCUUCGAAUUUUACAACUUUGCGGAUUUUUCCCAAUUUCGAUUUAUCGAAGGGACACUUUAUCAUUAACACUGCGUUAUUCAUCCUGGUACCGGUCACCCGCUGCUAUUUGGCUGAUCGCGCUAAUCCUAAGUUCCAUCGGACCCAUGGUGGCAGCCCUGUUUCUUGCCGUCAAUCGCUUCAAAACAUCCAUAUCCGGAUUCGUAAAUCAAGGGAGGAAUACUUUCCUAGUGUUGAACGUCACGUGGGGAGCGGGAUCUGUCAUUUGCCCGUUAAUUUCGAGAAUAAGUUUGUUGCAAGAUAGGAAACGUCUUAUUUCCUUUUGGGAACAAUUUUGUAAAUUAUGCGGGAAAUUUAAAAAGUUUACGAACUUUAGAAGAGGCAGGAAACAUGCAAAAAAUCUUAAGUUGAGAUGGGCGCUACAUUUUGUGACACAGUUGGUAAAUUCUUCGGUUGAAAGUUGGAUUUACAUCAGUUACGGAUUAAAGGGCGCUGGAGCUUGGGAUGGGAUCGGGUUACUCGGUUCUCUGCAAGAUUGGGCUUUUUCUAUUAACGCAAUUUUGUCCUGUUUUGCGUUUCAUGGAAUGAUCUACUUCGUGACGAGUUAUGAAUUUUUACUGGACGAAUUAUUACUAGAAUUAAAGUCAGAGAAAGAGAAUUAUCACGAUAAAAUAAGUAAUCUUGUCAAGGACUAUAUUUCCUUGGAUGAAAAUGUUUCCGAGUUUUCAGAAAUGUUUGCAACAUUCUUGAACGCUCAAGUAUUCCAUAGCUUUGUGUAUUUAAUUUAUUGUGUCUACUUUAUCCUGGUUGCUAUGAAUGUACGUGAUUAUUUGAUGUGUUUUUUAACGAUUUCGCAAAUUGUUAUAUUUUCAAUAUAUUUCUAUUGGUUGGCCAGUUCGGCAAGUGGUUUGGAGCAGAAGAGUAAAAAGUUUUGCAAAAUGGUAAAGUAUAGUGGGAGCGAUGAUGAUAAAGUGAUGGGAAUCAAGGCGAAAAUUGCACUAGCGAGAUGGUCAGAAAUUGAGGAGGCAUGCAAAUUUAAGGUUGAAGAUCAAUCCAGCCUUCGAGUGACACUGGAACCCUUGUCCAUUGCAAAUUCUGUGUUGACUUUAAAUUUGAAACUUUUCGCAUCGAUGAUUGCAGGGAUUAGCACGUAUUUAGUUGUGAUUGUACAAUUUCACUCUGGAGACCCUUCAUAAUUUUGCAAAUUUGCUUAAGAAUCUAAUUAAUUACUUAUUCGUUGAACAUGUCUUUAUUGAUUACAAUUUGUUGGAAAUUUUUUUGCAUUCGUAAUAAAUUUAUUUGUCAAGUCCAA
Molecule: messenger RNA, 2397 nt
Organism: Folsomia candida
Lineage: Eukaryota; Metazoa; Arthropoda; Collembola; Entomobryomorpha; Isotomidae
Exons: 3
Coding region: 1001-2281 (426 amino acids)
Biological process (GO): sensory perception of taste
Cellular component (GO): membrane
Source: RefSeq, a predicted model, not a curated record